AUGGAAGAGGACGAACAAAAGCUCCGCGACGAGACCGACGCGUAUCGUCAGGCCUGCAAGCGGGUCAAGACGUCUUUGUCGAAUAAGGCGGCGGGCUAUCUGGAAGUCCUGAAAGCUGAGAGGCGGAAUCUGGACAAGGAGAUUGGCGAGAUCCAACACGUGGCUGAGCGCACUCGGGAGAGACGUCAGGAGGAACCGUCGGCUUCCGACUGGGAGUGCCAGAUGUGCUUCCGGAGGUGGGGCCCCGAUACGCGGCAGGCGGCUCUCAGCUGCGGCCACGCAAUCUACUGCCGGUCGUGCCUGGAAACGUACUUUACGACUCCCGCAGCGCGCCAAACGAGGGGCGAGGAGCAGUCUGACGAUGAGGCGGAGAAAGACGCCUAUCGGUGCCCUCUGGGCUGUGACAUCGGUAGCAACACGGCUCUUUUGGAGUUGUUUUUGUAG
Messenger RNA from Klebsormidium nitens, 444 nucleotides. The record is from the annotation of a GenBank genome assembly. NCBI's taxonomy places the organism in Eukaryota, Viridiplantae, Streptophyta, Klebsormidiophyceae, Klebsormidiales, Klebsormidiaceae.